AUGCUUGUCAUGCAAUACACACACAUUCUAGUGCUACUAACACUGUAUCGCACUACCCAAGCUACUUGCACCAACACUACUGACCUCUACCCAAGCUACUUGCACCCAACACUUCUGACUAAGUGCCGAUCUGUUCUGUCUGUUUGUGUGCAGCCGUUUGUCGAAGAGUGUCUGAGCAAAGGCGCGUUAUCCGAGGCUGUGAAGUACAUCGCCAAGUGUCCGUUGGAGGAAAGGGUUGAACUGUACUGCGAUGCCCAAUACUUUAAAGAGGCAGUCGAGACAGCCGCAGCUCUGAAUUCUGAAGAG
This is a messenger RNA of Sphaeroforma arctica JP610, 306 nucleotides long. RefSeq lists its product as hypothetical. The annotation marks the transcript as partial. The record is from RefSeq and is a predicted model, not a curated record. Lineage: Eukaryota; Ichthyosporea; Ichthyophonida. Gene Ontology annotation, cellular component: cytoplasm. The transcript has a single exon. Gene Ontology annotation, biological process: intracellular protein transport.